Messenger RNA from Tetranychus urticae (two-spotted spider mite), 5636 nucleotides. Its product is annotated as glutamate receptor ionotropic, kainate 2. Lineage: Eukaryota; Metazoa; Arthropoda; Arachnida; Trombidiformes; Tetranychidae. Gene Ontology annotation, molecular function: signaling receptor activity; ligand-gated monoatomic ion channel activity. Gene Ontology annotation, biological process: monoatomic ion transport. Gene Ontology annotation, cellular component: membrane. The record is from RefSeq and is a predicted model, not a curated record.
GAAGCUGAACAAGUCCAUUCCCUUUUGAUCAAAGAUUGUUUUUUUCUCAUCCACCUCCUCCUCAUCCUCUUCAUUAUCAUCUUUGCCUGAUGCUCAAUAACAAUAUUAUUAUUGUUCUUAUUCUUGUUCAUUUUUUAUUUUAAUUUACCGUAUCCAUUUGUUUAAUCAUCCAAUUAUCAUUUAUUUGUUUCACCUUUUUCUCCCUUCUUUUAAACAUUUUCACUCCAAUAGUGAUUAACUAAAAAUCGACUUGGUUAAUUGAUUAUCUUUGUAUAAUUUGACGCUUUAGUUUUUGCCUUUUAGUCUUCAUCUUGACUUUUUUGUCUUAUAUCCUUGCCUUUCGUGUCAACACAGUAAGUAAUGAAGGUUAUUGUCGAUAACCAAGCAAUUAAGAUAUUUUGAUUUUGUAUUAACUAUGCAUCUGGUUAACCAACAUCAUUACAAACAUCUUUUCCAUCGGAAUCACCUUUCACAUCUUAAAUUAUCUUACCUGCUUAUUGUUUAUCCUGACUAUCAUGGUGAUUAGUAGCAUUCAAGAUUCACAACAGUGUUGAACAUUCAGUUGAAACAGUGCUUGUAAAAUGUGUAUACUAAUUGUGUAAUUGAACGUGUUUCAAUCAAUUGCAAUGGAUUCAAUGUACAGUUUAUCUUUGAAAUUAACAAACCAUUGAUUUAUCUGUCGUUUUUUAAAGUAAUUGAAAAUUGUUACCACUCAUUGGCAAUAUCUUACAAUCAACAUUACAACUAAUAAUAUUAAUAAUAACGUCUACAUUGAAUUUUGAAAUAACACAUCCAAGCUUCCAAACCAUUUAAUAAUCACAGUAAUUUCCGAUAGCCAUGGAGUCAACUUGGUUAAUUCAAAUUUUAACUUUUCUACUUCUUACGGUCAACUUAAAUUUUAUAAACGCUUUGCCUGAAAUUUUAAGAAUAGGUGGUCUAUUCGAGGUAGGAGAUGAUCCCAUGGAAAUGGCCUUUAAAAGUGCAGUUGAUCGAAUCAACAGCGAUGGUAAAUUAAUUCCAAGAUCACGGUUACUCGCUCAAGUUGAAAAGGUUGAGAAAAGUGAUAGCUUCUCGGCAUCUAAAAAAGCUUGUGGUCUAUUUGAACAAGGAAUUGCAGCAAUAUUCGGCCCACAAUCAGUUGAGACUUCAACACACAUUCAAUCAACUUGUGAUCAACUCCACAUUCCUCAUAUGGAAACUCGAUUAGAUUUCAGAUCUGUAGCAGCAAACCAUUCAAUCAACCUUCAUCCACAUCCAAAAGUAUUUGGCGAAGCAAUAAGGGACUUGAUCAGGAUGAAAAAUUGGAAAAACUUUGCCAUUUUAUACCAAGAAAAUGAAGCCUUAGUGAGACUGGAAGAGAUUUUAAAAGAUGAGGUUUUACGAGAAAAGAAGAUGGUUGUCCGACAGUUCGAAACUGAUGAAUAUCGAACAAUAUUUAAAGAAGUUAACAAGUUAAACAUUAAAAAUUUAAUUGUUGAUGUGCCCAGGGAAAACAUUCACGAGGUUUUACGCCAUGCUCAACAAGUUGACAUGUUGUCCGAAUACCAUGAUUAUAUUUUCACCUCACUUGACCUACAAACAGUCGAUCUGGAAGACUUUCAAUAUGCUGGUACAAAUAUCUCUUCCUUUUGCUUAAUCGAUCGAUCAUCAACUGAUUUUAAGGAAAUCAUCAGAGAAUGGCAAUCGUCAGUUCCAGUAACAAGAACAAACUGGCUCGAAGAGGACCCAUUUAUAUCUAGAGCCUCACUACUGCAGAACUUUACGACUGAAGUUGCACUUAUGUAUGAUUCUGUGAAGCUUUUGGCUAAAGCUUUACAUGAUCUAGAUCGAAGUAAAACCAUUAACAUGAAUGCUUUAUCAUGUGAAAAUGAAGAACCAUGGCAGUAUGGAAUAACCUUAACAAAUUAUAUGAGAAUGAUAACUGUAAGAGGUCUUACUGGGGACAUUAAAUUUGAUCGUAAUGGAUUGAGAACUGAUGUCAGGCUUAAAUUAAUUGAACUCACAAAUGAAGGUCUAAAAGAGGUUGGAGAAUGGACAUCAGAAAAGCGAGUUCAAUUCAUUGGUAACUACAGUAAAACAAUGGAAGAAAUAUUGAAAGCGACUCUUAAAAAUAAAACACUUGUAGUGACAACAUUUCCUGGUCGACCUUAUACAAUGUUUGUUGAAGAUUAUGAGAAGAAAGGAUUGACUGGAAACGAUCGAUUUGAAGGUUAUUGCAUUGAUUUAAUGAAUGAGAUUGCAAAAAGACUUCAGUUUAAAUAUGUUAUCCGUUUGGUUGAGGAUCGAGCUUAUGGUCGGCGAAACGAGAAAGGCGAAUGGAAUGGAAUGAUUCGCGAAUUAAUUGAUGGUAAAGCUGACAUUGCUGUGGCUGAUUUAACGAUUACUUAUGAACGUGAAUCCGCUGUAGACUUUACCAUGCCAUUUAUGAACCUUGGAAUUGGUAUUCUUUUUCGGAAACCCAAAAAGGAGCCUCCUCGCUUAUUCAGUUUCAUGUCUCCUUUGGCUAUUGAAGUGUGGAUUUAUUUAUUAACUGCUUUCCUUGGUGUUACUUUGUUUCUCUUUGUGAUUGCUCGAUUUUCACCUUAUGAAUGGAUUAAUCCACACCCUUGUAUAAAAACACCCGAAGACCUGGAGAACAAUUUCACGAUGAAAAAUACUCUUUGGUUCACAAUUGGUUGCCUGAUGCAACAAGGCUGUGAUGUGAUGCCUCGAGCACUAUCAACGAGAGUUCUCGCCGCUUCUUGGUGGUUUUUCAUUCUUAUAUUGGUAUCAUCGUACACCGCUAACCUGGCUGCCUUUUUGACAGUUGAGAGAAUGGUCAACCCGAUAGAGAGCGUCGAAGAUUUGGCUAAACAAACUAAAAUCCAUUAUGGAUGCCUUAUGUCAGGGUCAACACAAGCUUUUUUCAAAAACUCAAAUUUUUCAACAUACGCAAGAAUGUGGUCUUUCAUGGAAUCAACAAGACCCAGUGUGUUUGUUGAAAGUAAUGAUAAAGGUGUUGAACGGGUGAAAAAAGGUGAUUAUGCUUAUUUAAUGGAGUCAACUAGCAUCGAGUACAUUGUAGAAAGAGAGUGUGACCUUUAUCAAGUCGGUGGUUUACUUGACUCUAAAGGCUAUGGUAUUGCUACUCCACCCGAUUCACCAUACAGAGGAAUCAUUUCUGACACCAUUCUAGCCCUUCAAGAAAAGGGCAUUCUUCAAGCAAUUAAGGAAAAAUGGUGGAGUCAGAAAAAAUGUGGACCUAAAGAUGGUACUCAAAAGGCUGCUGGAGCAGCAAGUGAACUUGGCUUAGCCAACGUCGGUGGUGUUUUUGUUGUACUCGCUAUCGGUUCCGUGUGUGCUGUAAUAAUAUGCAUAUUUGAGUUUAUCUGGAAAAUGAAACAAAUACCAAGAGGCGAAAGAGAUCAUAUUUUUGUGGAGUUAAUGCGUGAAUUGAAACAUGUUAUCUGCUGCUAUGGAAGCACCAGACCGGUGCGACGAACUGGUAUGGAUGAUAUGGGCAGUCAAAUUAUCAUGCAAACUCCAGGCAACGGUAUACCUGGAAUGCCGAUCCCUGGAUAUGGUUUUCCUCAUCCAAUUCAUGCUCAUGGUGAUUUUAUUCCAGCUUUCGGAAUGGGAAAAGAAGAUUAUUCUUGACUUGAAUAAGAAACAUUUUCAUUCCUUUUUCCUUCCUUCAUAAUCUUCGAUAUGGCUCAAUGUGCUAUCUCACUUCAGGAUGAGCAUAAUCGAAAUUCAUCAUCUCUCCAGAUCCUUUCUCUUCUUCUUCUUAUUACUCAUGGAAAACCAUGUCUUUCCACUUACUAUUUCUCAUAACCAAUCAGGCAUAAAUCAUAUCCAUGGCUGAUACAAAAACUACUUAAUAAGUUUACUUUGAUAACGAAACUGAUCAAAAUUAGUCAAGUCCGGAAAAAGUUAUCAUUAGAUAGCUGUGACAUGCCAACGAAUACGAUUGGUAAUUAACAAUUAAUCAAAUGGUGCCCAACAUUGAAAAGGGUAAAAUAAUAUUACCAAUACCUUAAUAAGUUAUUCAGAUUCUAUCUCAAUUUCACAUCCUUUUCUUACUUUUCAUCCGUUUUUAUCAUUAUACUGAUCAACUGUUAUUGAUGACUUGGGAGAUGAAAAUUGGGAAACUCAGAUUCUUAUAAAAUUCAACGUUUCCUGUUUAUCCCUUAUCAUCAUCGGUGACUUGAGUGCCAAACGAAACAAAUUGAAAGUUAGACACUGGCUCAUUAGCUCAACAGUUUUGUCUAACUUCAACAAAUUUAUGAUUUUAUUCGCUUCAAACCUUUUACCAUAUAAUCAUAUUUACCUGUACAGCAUAAUUUGAUCAACUCAACUGAUAUUAUUAUUAUAAUUGAUAUUUCUUCCAAUGUUAACAUUACCAGAAUCCCAAUUCCAAAACCUUUCUAACAGAAGCUAAUGAUGUAAAUUCAUCAUCCGCUAAUGACUAUUCUGGUCGCAUUUAGUCAGAUUGACAAUUUCAUAUUGGUUAAUUUAUAAAUGGACAUUUAAUUCAUUUCUUCCCUUACAGAAUGCUUUGUUUCAUCAACUACUUGCAUGCUUAACCACGAUUAUAUGCUAGUUUUAAUAUGCAAACAAUUUGCAAACUUAAUCUUUAUUUGUUCAUCAACCAAUAUGUAAAUCCUUAAAUCUGACUUCAGACAUGUAUUAUUAGUCCUCCAUUUUAUUGAUUAGUCGUUUUUUCGAGAUAACACAAGUAGAUGUUAAUUAACUGUUAAUAUUAAUUUGUAAUGUUUUAACCUGAAUUCUAGAAAUUCACAUCCCUUGUUAAUGUUAUGAUGUAAAAAAAGAGACAAGACUGAGAGAAUUUAUGGAAACAGAGAAAUUGUGAGAUGUUUUAUCAUUUUUCAAUUUAUGGUCAAGAUAAUUGAUAGAUGAUUGAUUGCUGGUAAACAUUUUUCAAUAUUUCUGCUUUCCAUACUCUUGACCGUUAUUACCUCAAGCGCAAUGACCUGACCAAAUGGAUUCGAGGUUUAAAGGUCAUUUCUGCAACAGAGAAAUGUAAAUUAACAAAUCACAAAUUUAUAAUUAAAAUGUUGAAUGAAACAAUAAUCACCGGUCCAUAAUUUUAAUUUCGUUUCCAAAACUGUUGUUACAUUAAAUUCAUUGAUACAACCAAUACAUAUAGAACAAAUGGAAUCGAAACAAUACUAUUACUACAAUCUGAAUCGAGUGUGAUUGUAAACUUUAAGGUAAGCUAAGCCAAUUUUUGUUGAAUCAGGUGCUUAAAAAGCAAAAAGAAUUAAAAAGGCCAUCAUAAGACAGAAGAGACCCAUAGCUUCAGAAAGAGCAAAUCCAAGGAUAGCAUAUUGGAAAAGUUGUGCCUUCAAUGAUGGAUUACGAGCGUAACCAAUAAUUAAACUUCCGAAGACUGAACCAAUUCCAGCCCCUGAACCGGCAACACCAACAGUAUGUGCUCCAGGAUCGAUAAACUUAGCAGCAGAAUCAAUAUCAUUCCUAAUUGAACUAGUGUGGAUUGGUCUGAUUGCAGAAAGGGCAGAAAGAGCAGAGAAGCUUUGAGCUUUCUUCUCUUGGAAAAGGACUGAUGAAUUGUUGGAGAAUUGGGCAGAGUUAAUGGCUGAGCUUAAAGGUCGGGCAAUACCUCGGCUAGCUGA